AUGUUUUUCGGCGGUACAUCGAUAUCUGCUGGGCUUGUUCUUCGGAGCAGAAGAAAGGAGACCAAGGGGAUGAAAGUUAUUAUCGCAAUCGAUUUCGGCACAACCUAUUCGGGCAUCGCUUAUGCCAACACAGGAGAAGCCGAUAAACAAACGGUUAUGAGAAACUGGGGGCGAGGAACUCCUAGCGAUGAUAAAGUCCCAACAAUCCUACGCUAUGAUAACGGUGGUACGACUGGUCCUUUUAAAUGGGGCUUCCAGGCACGGAAACAGUUGCGCAAGGGGCGAAAGAUGCAUGAGUGGUUCAAGCUAGGGCUUUGUCCUGAACAUGAGGAGCGACGUGCCGCCGAGUCUGAGCUGAGCAGGAAAUACCCCAGUACAACGGCCCUGGCCCCAGUCACGGGAGACAAGGAUGAAAAGCUUGUCGUCGACUAUCUCUCAAGGCUCAAGAGGCGCGUUGACGAGCACUUCGGAGAGUUUGAUGUGCGUGUCUAUGAACUCCCGAGGAAGUACAUCGUCAUCGUUCCGGCAAUAUGGGACCAUUGGGAGCAAGACAGAACCCGUAACUACGCCCAGAGAGCUGGCAUAGGAAAGGGGAGUUGGCUACAGAUUAUCUCAGAACCCGAGACUGCCGCCACCUUCGCGUUGGACAGAAUGCCCCGGCUCGGCUUAAGGGCGGGAAAUACGUUUGUCAUAUGUGACGCUGGUGGAGGUACCGUUGACCUUACAUCUUAUACGAUCCGGUCCCUGGACCCCAUCAGUCUUGCUGGUGCUGGAAAGCGCUCUGGCGGACUACGCGGCAGUAGCUUCCUUAACAGAAUAUUUGCAAAUUGCCUUCAACACAAACUCCGAGAUUAUUAUGGGGGCUGGGAUCAAGGAUUUCUGGACUAUGCCGUGGAUGAAUUCGAAAGACGAAUCAAGACCGAGUUCACAGGUGACGGGGAUAACGGGACAUACACAAUCAUGGUGCAUGGAUUAGCUGAUAGCCAUCGGCACAGAAUCAUUGGAUGCUCUCUCGAACUGUCGGUCAAGGAGCUUCGAGAAAAUGUGUUCAAGGAGGCCAUCGCUAAGAUUCAGGGGCUCGUCCGCAAUCAGAUCGCCACGACCAACAGCGCCAUAGUUCGAGGAGCGUUGAUAGCGGGCCUUACUCGACAUAGCAAAGACCAAGAUGGAGUGUUCAGGGUCCGAGGUCCCCGAGUCGAGUCUAGGAUAGCUGGGAGAUCCUAUGGAACCUGUGCCUAUCAGCGGUUCAACCCGAAGGAAGACGAUGCGUCGAGAAAGCAACGCCUAUCAACUGGGGAAGACCUAAUAGAGCGUAUGCAAUGGUUUGUCAACGAGGGUCACAGCAUCCAAGACCGAGUUCUGAAGCCUUUCGAGUUCGAAAAAGAACAGGAAGUUAUUAUGGGUCCGAUUCAAGAAGUCGUUAUUCACAUUUAUAGUAGCGAGACACGGGAUGCAGGUGGGAUCGUUGAGCCCAAGUACUCAGACGAUCCAGGUCUCCGAGAAUGUGCCCAAUUGAAGAUGGACCUCCGGGACCUAGAAUUGCCCAUCGAAAAAUACAACGGCAUAGAUUUCGCUUCGUUCGAGUAUGACCAUAGCAACCCACUACUGACACUGAUGAACGGAUCCCCAAGGAACCUCGACGUAGCUGGGAAAGAGAGAGCCAGAACUCACAUUGAACCACAAUUCAGCUAUAUGAAAGCGACGACUCAAGAUUGGGUAUUCCGGUUUGACAACGCUCCGCAGCAAUUGACGGGUGGCAAAGGGUAG
This is a messenger RNA of Talaromyces proteolyticus, 1767 nucleotides long. RefSeq lists its product as uncharacterized. The transcript has 10 exons. Lineage: Eukaryota; Fungi; Ascomycota; Eurotiomycetes; Eurotiales; Trichocomaceae. The record is from RefSeq and is a predicted model, not a curated record. The coding region runs from base 1 to 1767 and encodes 588 amino acids.